AAUUAUGGUUUUUGACCACACACAUAGUUAAAUCAUUCAACAAAUAUUUAACAGACACCUGACGUAUUCAGAUGCUGUGCCAGAGACUGAGGUUAUCCAGAUUAAACAGCAAGAAAAAACGACUUCUAUCGUAUAUGAGACUAUUCACGCAUAAGUAACUAAUAAUAAGUGGCCAUACAAAAGUCAUAUAAGUUGGAGAGGCAAACUUUGGGAGGCAAACUCUGAGCUGGCAACUUGACAUUUGUUUUCUCCACAUCCCAUACUAUAAUUUGGCAAAUCACACUGCUGUCUCAUCUAUACAAGGGGACUACUAAGUAGAACUGCUGCGGAUCUUCAAAAUGAACGUACAAGAGGAAACACAAGCGCGAGGCCUACUAGAAGUGACAGCUGGCAGCACCACCCCUUGAAGGAACAAGCCGGCUCUACACCGUCUCCAGAUCCGCUCCGAGCUUCGCACGCAGUCACAGUCCACUCGACGAGUGGCUUUGGAAAGAUCAAGUUCCGCUUCCGCAGGGAGGGUUUUUUUUUUUUUUUGCUGUGGGCGUGGCUGCCAGGCAGGCGUCAGACGCAGACUGAAGGAGGCCCAUCCUCAUGCGCAUGCUCCUGAGGCGAGGCGGAGACCGGAAAGAAGGGGGCGGGGCGAAACAACUCCUAGGCCAGCGGGCUCCCUCGCCCUGUGGUCGGGUGCGGGAGAGCGGGAGCGCGCGCGCGUUCGCGUGUCCGGCUCCUUACAGUAGUGACGGCCGCGCGGGAGCGGUCACAUGACCUUAGCGGCUGCCUGUACAGUAAGAACCCAAUAUGGCAGCGGCGGUAGCAGUGGCAACGGCAGCAGGACCGGCCGCCCCAUAGACACCCCCUCACGCCCGCGUUCCUUCCCCGCCGCUUCCUCCGCUAGGGUGCUCCUCCGGCCCGACUUCCCCUUUUUCCCACCUUUCCCGGCACCGCGGGAAAAGCAGCGCAGGGCAGAGCAGAGCAGAGCAGACAGGGAGGGCGGCCGGAGCCGGGACACGGGAGCCUCCCAGUCAGUUCAAGACCCGACAUGAGGGAAAAGGGCCGUAGGAAGAAGGGCAGGACCUGGGCGGAGGCCGCCAAGACGGUCUUAGAAAAAUACCCCAAUACACCCAUGAGUCAUAAAGAAAUUCUUCAGGUUAUCCAGCGAGAAGGACUAAAAGAAAUCAGAAGUGGGACUUCCCCUCUUGCCUGCCUGAAUGCUAUGCUACAUACCAACUCCCGAGGUGAAGAAGGCAUCUUCUAUAAAGUUCCAGGUAGAAUGGGAGUAUAUACUUUGAAGAAAGAUGUGCCGGAUGGAGUAAAAGAGCUAUCAGAAGGUUCAGAGGAAAGCAGUGAUGGUCAAUCAGAUUCCCAAAGUUCUGAAAACAGCAGCAGCAGCAGUGAUGGUGGCAGCAACAAAGAAGGGAAAAAGAGCAGGUGGAAAAGGAAAGUGUCGUCUAGACUGUCACAGCCAUCCUCCCCACAGUCAGGCUGCCCAUCACCCACCAUCCCAGCAGGUAAAGUCAUUUCUCCAUCACAGAAGCACAGCAAAAAGGCACUAAAACAGGCCCUAAAGCAGCAGCAGCAGAAGAAACAGCAGCAGCAGCAAUGCAGACCUAGCAUGUCCAUUGCCUCCAACCAACACCUUUCUCUUAAGACUGUCAAAGCAGCCAGUGAUUCUGUCCCAAACAAAGCUGCAAUAUGGGAAGGAAAGCAAUCUGAUGGACAGUCAAGCAGUCCCCAGAACUCAAACUCCAGCUUUUCUUCCUCAAUGAAAAUGGAAAGUCCCUUGCUAAGCUUGGGGAAGAAGUCUUUCCAGAGGUCUGACAGGCUCCACACAAGGCAAAUGAAAAGAACUAAAUGUGCUGACAUUGAUGUUGAAACACCAGACUCUAUUCUGGUUAAUACAAAUCUUCGAGCACUGAUCAACAAACACACUUUUUCGGUUCUUCCUGGAGAUUGUCAACAGCGACUCCUUUUACUGCUUCCAGAGGUAGAUCGACAGGUUGGUCCAGAUGGUUUGAUGAAGUUGAAUGGUUCAGCCCUUAACAAUGAGUUCUUCACUUCAGCAGCUCAAGGGUGGAAGGAAAGACUCUCAGAAGGUGAGUUUACCCCAGAGAUGCAGGUGAGAAUUCGACAAGAGAUUGAGAAGGAGAAAAAAGUGGAGCCAUGGAAGGAACAAUUCUUUGAAAGCUACUACGGUCAGAGUUCUGGCUUAAGCCGUGAAGAUUCAGAGAAACUGACGGCUUCCCACAGUGAUCCCCAAAUAAAGAAAAGCCCUACUGAGCAACCAAAGUCCAUACUUCCUUUGGAGGCCUCUCCCGUCCAAAUAACCCCAGUAGUUUCUCAGUCAGAAUGUAAAGAAGAAGCAGUGCAGAUGCCAUCACCAAUCAGUAAAGAAGAGCAUGAGAGCCAAGAUGAGGGGCAACCAACCUUCAAAUCCACAGACCCCAUGCAUGCCUCCGCCAGCAACACAAAUAAGCUUAGCAGCACUCCUCCUAUCAAAUACCCAAAGGAAGAAGAUCUCUUGGAGCAGAAGCCAGUCACCUCUGUUGAACAGGAGUCUGAAAAAGAGAAUCAUCUCGUCACAGCUUCUAAUUCUGACAGAAGUAAAAGCCAAGAAGCUUUAGUUACAUCCCCAAGCAAGCCCAAGAGUCCUGGGGUAGAAAAACCAAUAAUGAAGCCCCUAGCAGAUACAGAUCUACAGGAGACCUGUAUUAAAGAACCUCCAGCAAUACUUAGUGAUCAGAGCCCAGAAAGCCUCAAGAGGAAAUCUUCUCUCACUCAAGAAGAGGCCCCUGGAAGCUGGGAAAAAAGGCCACGUGUCACUGAAAAUUGCCAGCACCAGCAGCCAUUUCAUGUCUCGCCACAGCCCUUUCUCAAUAGAGGGGACAGGGUCCAGGUGCGAAAAGUACCACCUCUCAAGAUCCCGGUCUCCAGAAUCUCCCCCAUGCCAUUUCCUUCAUCGCAGGUCUCUCCCAGGGCUCGCUUUCCAAUCUCCAUCACUAGUCCUAACAGAACAGGAGCCAGAACUCUUGCAGACAUCAAAGCAAAAGCCCAGCUGGUCAAAGCACAGAGGGCAGCAGCUGCAGCCGCUGCCGCAGCUGCUGCAGCCGCCUCAGUUGGAGGGACCAUUCCAGGACCUGGCCCUGGGGGUGGACAGGGUCCAGGAGAGGGCGGUGAGAGGACAACUGCCAGAGGAGGGAGUCCGGGCUCAGGAAGAGUCAGUGCAACUGGAAAGGGCCCCACACUGGAACUGGCAGGAACUGGAAGCAGGGGAGGUACGCGAGAGCUUCUACCCUGUGGUGCAGAGAUUCAUCCCCAACCUGAGACCAAGCCCUCAGGCCUGGCCCAGCCUCCUAGUGUCUCGGGAGCACAACUACAGCAAACCCCCUCAGGGCCUGCAGUACCUGCCAACAGUGGAACAGGCACAAGUGUCCCAUCAGCAGCCCACAUAGAGAAAUCAAAUAGUGAGAAACCAAGUCCUACCAGGAUAAGGGCUACAGUGGCCUCACCUAGCCAUCUACCAGGGCCCACUAAUUGCAGACAGGAGAGAGCUCCUUCUCCAAUAGGGCCUGCAUUGAUCUCAGGAGUCUCGCCUGUUUGUUUUGUAGCAGAUGUCCCAGGUGAACCAAAAGCAGGUUCUGGCCAGAAUACACCAAACCCUUCAGCUUCAUCAAAGACAACUGCUGCUUUUCCAGUGGAUGCAACUUUGUCCCCAUUAACAUCUGUAUUGACAACAGCCACUUUAGAAAAACUUCCUGUAUCCCAGAUCAAUGUUACUGCAGUGUCUACUGGAUCAGCUCCAUCCUUGAGCACUUUGCCAGCAGCUUCUAGCCUUAAACCCUCGGGAACUUCCACAAAUAUGAAUGGACCCAUUUCAAGGCCGAGCUCUAGUAUCCCUGCUAAUAAUCCUUUAGUUACUCAGCUGCUCCAGGGCAAAGAUGUUCCCAUGGAGCAAAUUCUGCCCAAACCUCUCACCAAACUUGAAAUGAAAACUGUUCCAUUGACUACAAAAGAGGGGAUAGGAACGCUCACAGGCACCAGCGUGACAGAGAGCGCCAGAGACGAAGGCAGUGACCGACAGCCUCAUGCAGCUAUCCAGCAAGGGAAAUUGAUGCAGGGGAAACAGCUCCCCCAGGUCCCAAGGCCUCUGCAGCUCUUUUCAGCUAAAGACUUGAGGGACUCUAGCAUGGAUACACACCAGUACCAAGAGGGACUAAGUAAAGCAACCCAGGAUCAGAUUCUUCAGACUCUCAUUCAGAGAGUUCGGAGGCAGAACGUUCUUUCAUUUGUGCAGCCCUCCCAGUUCAACUUUACUCACUCAGGUUUCCAGUUAGAAGACAUUUCCACAAGCCAGAGAUUCAUGCUGGGCUUUGCUGGCAGAAGGACAUCAAAACCUGCAAUGGCAGGUCACUACUUACUUAAUAUUUCUACCUAUGGUCGGGGUUCAGACAGCUUUAGGAGGACCCAUUCUAUAAACCCUGAAGACCGGUUUUGUCUAAGUAGCCCCACGGAAGCCUUGAGAAUGGGCUGUACAGAUUGUAAAAACCCAACAGGAGAUAGUAGCAGCAGUAAAGAAGAGGAGACUGAUGAGGAGAGCACAGGCGAUGAGCAAGAGUCCAGCUUGGUGAAGGAGGCGCCCCAGGCUUCCCAGACUUCUGGCAAGCAUGACACAAGUUCAGGAUCUCAAAGUAGGGAGACCUCAUCCACCAAUGAUUGCUCAGCUAACAAGAAUGGGAAGGGUGAGGCACAAGUGAAUGAGCAAACCACUUUAAGCAAGGAGAAUUACAUGCUCGCUAGAGGCCAAGCAUUUGAUGAAAAGACAGUAGCUAGGGAUUUUAUUCAGGCAGCACAGAAACAGAUGGCUCAUGUGGUAAGAGGUAAGACAAUGCAUAGCAGCCCUGAACUUUUCAAUUCCACUGCUCUUUCUCUACCUGCAGACAGUCCCACCCAUAAGCCUCUACUCCUUCCACCACUGCAAACCCCAAAGGCAUAUGGGAGCCCCACACAAAUAGGGCCAAGUUACAGAGGCAUGAUCAAUGUCUCCACCUCAUCAGACGUGGACCACAACUCUGCUGUACCAGGUAGCCAGGUAUCUAGCAAUGUAGGUGAUGUCAUGUCCUUCUCAGUGACUGUCACUACCAUCCCUGCUAGCCAAGCUAUGAAUCCCAGCAGCCAUGGCCAGACAAUUCCUGUUCAGGCCUUUCCUGAAGAGAACAGCAUUGAGGACACACCUUCAAAAUGUUACUGCCGGUUGAAAGCCAUGAUCAUGUGCAAAGGAUGUGGCGCUUUCUGCCAUGAUGACUGCAUUGGCCCCUCCAAACUCUGCGUCUCCUGCCUUGUCGUUCGGUAAUGAGACUAGAAAGAUGUAUACUGUAAAGGAGGGAAAGGAAAGAAAGGGAAGGAAAGAAUUGGCAAGAUAUGUUCUCGUGUCCUUUUGGAAUCAGAGGAAUAAGGGUUCAGUUGUCUUAAGAGACAAAUGGUAAUCAGGAAUAGAAAGUCCAACCUUUUACAUGUUAAAGGAAGAGCACCUUGUAUAGUAAGUCUAAGUCAAGCAAGACUAUGAAUUUGUGACAAGUUUGCACUUACAAAAUCAUGUAAAUACGUCACAUUUUAACAUUGUUUUCCAAGUGUUUAGGUAAUAAUGUACUGCUUUGAAUUCUGAUUUAUGUUCUUUUUUUGUGACUAAGAAAGGUUGAAUGCCAUAUGUGGUAAAAGGAAAUUAUCUCCCUUCUGACCUUUCUUGGAGCUAAGAUAAAGGAGAAGUGAUCUAACGAAGUGAUCACUCAUACUGACGAUGUCUUCACAGCCUGGCUGCAGUUGAUUCAUGAAUUAUUUGUCCUUCAAGAGAUUUUGGUCAGGGUUUACUCAGGAUUUACGUACCUUAGAUGUGAUCCUUUAGUAUGUUAUUAACAUCCCAGGUGGUGUUUUGACCCCAGAAGCCCCAAUUUGGCUCUUGGCCUCCAUGAAACCAGUACGGUUGUCAAGCUGGGCCCUGCUGUUUGCUAAUGCUCCGCUCCUGGCCUGAGACUGUGUGUGACUCACGAAAGGAGUGCCUCUGUGUACCAUAGGUUGUACACAUCAACAGUUUAGCAAUAAUGCACCCCCACACUGUCUUAUGGAAGCCCACAAAACUGUUUUGAAAUACCAGUGUAAAAGUAGCAGACACAUGUUAGUGAUGGAUGCACUGUGUCUUGGACAAGGAAUGAAUUGCAGAAACUUAAACUGAACAUAAUGAACUUUGGAAAAUUAUUUUAACACUAGACACAAGAUAACCUCUUCCUCUUUUUCCCAACCCAUUACCAGAUGUCAUAGAGUUAGCUGUGGCAGGUAAAAAAUUUCCUUAAUGGCACAUUGGCUCCUGUUUAGCCUCUUGACACGAAGGCAUCUAAGGAGUAGUGACUAUCCCAUCUCAUCUUAAAAUACUAAUGUAUGUCCACACAUGAAUAGUACAGGUUUGCUGGUUUAGAAAAGGAAUUCAUUGUUUUCGAAUUAUUGCUGCCUGUGUAACAGGACUGGCUUAUAUACGGGAGCUUUGGUGAAUGACUAAAGAAAUGUCUCAAAGAAAAGCUCCAAUGUUUUGGUUAUGUUUUUAUUUUUCCUUUUUUGUUGUUAAAAUCCUUUCCAAGUGACUGACAGAUUUAGAAAAUAUACUAUUUAGGUCAUGUCCAAAGAACAUUUGAAAAAAAUAUAAUUUACUAGAAUUUGGUAUUAUAUAGGAGAUUCUUGAUAUGUAUCAAUUGUUUAUUGAUUCUGGGUCUCCUGGUUUGAAGUAUAUAAAGUAAAAACAUUAGUGCAACCUAACACAAUUGUAUUUGUACUUAAUAUUUUAUAAAUUUUGCAACAGUUUAAAUCUGUUAAUUAAGUCACAUUCCAGAUUAGGAAGAAGGAGGCAAUAACCUGUUGAGCCUCCAUUCUGCUAUCUCCCCUGAUCACUUCAUUCCCUGCCUUUAAUGUUUUCCAUAGUUCUACUCCAAAUUCCAUAGGAAACCAAUUUUACCACUUUUCUUCUCUGGUUCUUUUGUUGUGUAGCCCAAGGCAAAUAAUAGGAUUAAUACCUGUGUUAUAGUUUCAGCCAAGACAAUAUGAUGUCCUUCCUUCUCUCUCCUUCUACCACAUGCAUACCUAAGAGAUAAAUACGGCUGCAUAGAUCCAGAGAUAAGUUUUCAAGCAAAGGAGGAAUAGGAAACAGAAACUAGGCUUCUGCUCUCUAACUUCCUAUUCCCUGGGUAAGAUUCUAUGUCCAGCUGUUCUAUUCCCCACUCUAGUGACAGCUCUGAGUGCUGGCCUUUAUGCUGAUAUAUGAUAAAUAUCAGAUAGCAGUUUGCAUUGAUGAAAUAGGUUUUUCUGCUUCGUUCCUUUCCUGGUUCUUUUAAGCUGAGGAUGGAUAAACUGUAACCAGGACACGAAGAUGAUGUCAGUCCAUUUAGAGAAGCUCUAAAUGUCCUAAGCAUUGCUACUCACCAGAUUUUCCUAAAUCACACCCAACUAAGUAUGUACAUUUAGGAAUACUCCCUAAACAGAAAUUGCCAAAUAGGCACACAGCCUCAGACCUGGCCAGAUGAGAAAAUAGGUUCUUUCAAUUAGAGGAAGGUUAAAUACCAAUUCAUUUAAUUUACUU
Molecule: messenger RNA, 7615 nt
Organism: Dipodomys spectabilis (banner-tailed kangaroo rat)
Lineage: Eukaryota; Metazoa; Chordata; Mammalia; Rodentia; Heteromyidae
Gene: Asxl2
Product: ASXL transcriptional regulator 2
Exons: 13
Coding region: 1040-5347 (1435 amino acids)
Biological process (GO): positive regulation of transcription by RNA polymerase II; animal organ morphogenesis
Cellular component (GO): PR-DUB complex
Molecular function (GO): DNA binding; peroxisome proliferator activated receptor binding; chromatin binding
Source: RefSeq, a predicted model, not a curated record